AAGGUCUUUGCAGGGAGGGGGAACCGGGGCCUUCGAAAAGGAGGAGGACGCCCUCAGUGACGGGGGUCAAAGAUGAUGACGGCACAUGUGAAGCUGAGGAGGGAGAAGGGCAGCCUGGCCGAGUACGAAUCGCAGAUGAAAGACCUGCGGACCCAGCUGACGGACCAGAUCAAGAUCUUGGACUCCCAGGUGGACGUGAAGCAGCAGCAGCUCUCCGACCUCUCCGAGUUCCUCCGGCGCCGAGGCGACAUCGAGGCCGAAUACGCUCGCGCCCUCGACAAGCUCACCGAGCGCUUCACCCACAAGACGAAGAAGAAGGAGCAGUGGGGUCAGUCGGUGUGCCAGGUCUGGUCCGUGCUGCUGACUCAGACUCGUCUGGAGAGCCGGGAGCACGCGGCGCUGGGCGACACCUGCUGCAACACGCUCACACAGCAGCUGGCCCACGGCACCGAGGACACGCACCGGCUGCACAAACGGAGCAAAGAGGUCGGCAUCCAGAUGCAGGACGAGCUGCUGAAGGUCACCACUGAAAUGCAGACGGCCCUGAAGACGUACAACCAGUACCACACCGACUGCCUGAUCGCCGAGGGGAAGCUGAAGGAAGCCGAGCGGUUGGAGGAGAGACACACCGGCAAGUCAUCCGAGCUCGGCCUCGGCCAAUCGGGAGGGCAGAGGCGGAGCUCCGUCAAGAAGAUGGAGAGAUUGAUGGAGAAACGGCACGGCAGGGUGCAGGAGAACCAGCUGAAGUGCACCAAGGCUCGUAACGACUACCUGCUGAAUCUGGCGGCGGCCAACGCGGCCAUGAACAAGUACUACCUGCAGGACAUCAGCACGCUCAUCGACUGCUGCGACCUGGGUUUCCAUCUGUCCGUGGAGAGGGUGAUGAACUGCUACCUGGCCAGCAGAGGGCGCAUCCAGAAGACGGAGGAGUCGGGCCUCAAGCAGCUGGAGGCGGCCGUCACCUCCCUGGACCAGGGCGGGGACCGAGACGGGCUGCUGCAGCAGCACGACGCCGCCUUCUGCCUGCCCUUCAGGUUCAGCUACCACCCGCACGAGGGAGACCAGGUGUGCGAAGUGAGUGCGGAAAGCCAGGUGAGAUACGAGCUGGAGACCCGCUUCCAGCAGCUUCAGUCUCGACUCGCCGCCGUUACCUUGGAAACGGAGGAGGUCAGUAAAACUCUGAAAGCCACACUCGCGGCCCUGCUGGACAACAUGUGUGAGAGCGACUGUAACCCCUCCCCCGACGUGCCCAGCAGCCUAUCGCAUGAGCCGCUCGGAGGAAACGCCGCCCCAAAACUUACCCUCGCCAAGCGGCGAGCCAAUCAGCAGGAGACUGAGACCUACUACUUCACGAAAGUGAAGGACUUCCUCAUCAGCAGCUCUCUGACCUUCAAACUUCAAGCCAAACACGACCUUCUACAUGACGCCAUACAGAAAGCCGAGGCCGUGGACACCGACCCCUCCAGAAUGCAAUGUGCUCGGUCAGUGCGCGUUCGGAAGUCCAGACCCGUUUCCCAAUUCUGCCACACACUCUUCACCACAGACAUACUCUCCUACAUACAGAGCUCUGGGCAGCAGAUUCCUGUGGUGGUUGAGAGCUGCAUCCGUUUCAUCAACCUUCACGGCCUCCACCACGAAGGGAUAUUCCGAGUUCCCGGGUCACAGAGGGAGGUCAACCACAUCAGAGACGCUUUUGAGAGAGGAGAGGACCCUCUGUCGGACAGCGAGUGUGACCUGGACUCUGUGGCCGGUGUGUUGAAGCUCUACUUCAGGGGCCUUGAGCCUCCCCUCUUCCCCUACGACAGCUACUCCCAGCUACUGGAGUGUGUCCAGAUCGAAGGCGUGUCGGAGAAAGACGCCCAGAUCAAAGCCGUCAUCUCCACGUUCCCGCGGCCGCUCCUCAUCGUGAUGCGCUACCUGUUCGCGUUCCUCCAUCACGUGUCUCAGUACAGCGACGAGAACAUGAUGCAGCCCUACAACCUGGCCGUGUGCUUCGGGCCCAGCCUGCUGAGGGGGCUGGACUCCGACGACGCCGUCGCCCAGCAACCGCAGGUCAACGACCUGGUCAAGACCAUGAUCCUCCAGCACGACGGCAUCUACCCCGGCCAAUCGGAGCUGCCGGGCCCCGUCUACGAGAAGCACAUGACCCUGGAGCAGGAGUACUGUGAACCAAUCACAGAGGAGGGAGACGGAGAGGCGGAGCAUCUGCCCAGUGAGGACGAGUGGGAGGCGGUGGCCAUGUUUGACUACUCGGCGAGGUCUCUGGCGGAGCUGUCCUUCAAGCAAGGGGAGCUGCUCAUCCUGCACAGCAAGGCCUCCUGUGAUUGGUGGAGAGGCGAAGUGGGCGGGGUUAAGGGUCUCAUCCCUCACAAGUACAUCAGCGUGCUGGAAGGAUCAGAGCGAGGAGGGAAGAGAGAGGACGGAGGAGGAGGAGGAGGAGGAGGAGGCGGCAGCACUGGAAACCUAACGACAGAUGAUCCACAGAUGAAGAACACAACCCGGAUGCGGGUGAACAGCGACAGCGCCUCGUUGCCAGGGAGACAGAGAGGGAGCGACGGGAGCGCCGGUCAAAAGCCGCCGACGUCUCCCGCCACGCGACACCUGCCCGUGUCUCAGGAGCGAAGGCACACGCUGGACACGGUGCGGCAGGCCGGCUUCAGGCCGGACAGACCGGCCUCUGGCCAGGCCGACAAACCGGCCGCGGACAAGGACAUGAUCAGCCGUCAGAUGAACUCGGUGUUCAAGGAGCUCUUGUCUCGCCAGCCGCCGCCCCCCCCCCUCGCCGCCCCUCCUGCUCCCUCUUCCUCCUCUUCCUCCUCGUCCUCCUCUCUUCCUCAAACUGCCCCCGCUGCCAAAAAAGUCGUCUUCGGCCUCAGAGGACGGACCCUGUUCCGGCCGGUGGACUAAGAGAGAGGGGGGGGGGGGAUCUGAGUCUCUGAUUGGUUGUUUAACGUCGAUUACGAUGAAGACGUCGAUACGUUUGGUGAAGAUGUUGAUAUAUUUUUCUGCUGUUUGCGCCGCCGCCGUCUCGUCGUGCCGGUGCCGUGUUGCUGUCCGUGUGUCCGUCCCGCUUCGCGUGUUCUCCAGCCUCAUGUGGGGGUUCUCUUCUUCUUUAGUUCUCACCAGACUGACUUUUUAAAGCGGUUGCCAUGUGCGUACGCUGCCCCCUAGUGGCGGGUUCUGAGAUCAGCUCGCCUGAGAUCGAAUCAAAGAAACCUGCAGCUCCUCACCGUCGUUUCGCUUGAAAAGAUCCGGAAGGUUUGAGAUCUGCGUGUUAUAUUGGUGUUUAAUAUCCGAUCCACGCAAUGAAUAAACUGUGUAAUGUAAAGAAAUUAUACGAAAGACAUUUUAAAACUAAAAGAAACUUGAUUUAAUUGGAUGUGAUUUUUAAACGGACAUAUUUAAAUCAAUAUUUUUGCGAUAUUUGGUGUAAUUUCAUAAAUCACGUUCAACAAUAACAAUGUUUACCUCCUGUCUAAGGAUUAAUAUUAAACAAGGAGGACGUACUGAUGAAAACCGCUUUAAUAAAAAAGAAAACACGUGAUAUAAAAAGGGGAAAACUGGCAUUAUUUUAUUUGUUUUAACUUUCAUGAAAUUUUUUUAAAUGUCCAAAACUAAUUUCUAGCGAAAUUUAAUCAUAACGAUAAGAAUAAUAAUUUAUUAAUCACGAUGUCACAGAUGAUUGUUUAAUUUAGAUUUAUUACACAGUUUAUUCAUGUGAAUAUUUAUUUCGCAAUGAUUCAUUUAAUACAGAAGAUUUUUGGCGCGCCGUAUAAACGUUAGCCGGGGAGACCGUGAGCGGUACUUUAUAGCAGCAUGCGGCGUUCACACACACACACACACACACAGAAAGCACAUUCCCAUUCAUAUGUGAUACUCGGCCUGAUACGCAGGCCAGAACUCAGGGCUUCGUUAGCGCCGGACUAGCUCAGGUUUAGCUUCAAGAAGGACCGCGUAGGACUAACUCUGGACUCGCUCCUCGACUGGAAGCACGUGCCCGAGCCUCGGAAAAACCCAAAAGGCCCCGACGCCCGAGAGGAUUCAGCGACUAAAUAAAAUUAAACUGUGAACGCGGCGCGCUGUGGAAACUCUUCACACGCCUCAUUGUUUCAGGCCUUAUUCACUCUGAAAGCAUUUACAUUGUCCUCGUGCCCCCCCCCCCCCUCUCUCUGUUGUGUUUCAGUUCUGGAAACAUAGAAAGUAGAAUCUUUUUUAUUUGUAUUAUUUUGUUUUCUGAUUUCUGCUCUGUGGUUGAAACACACCCUGUUAUUCUGGAUCACUGUUUGAUGAUGUCACUAAAUUUACUGUGUCCAACUGUGUAUGUGGUGGUAAAAAAAUGAAUUCAAUAAAGAUGAUUAAGUGAU
Messenger RNA from Pseudoliparis swirei, 4364 nucleotides. It is a transcript of the gene arhgap4b, whose product is annotated as Rho GTPase activating protein 4b. Gene Ontology annotation, biological process: negative regulation of cell migration; signal transduction. The record is from RefSeq and is a predicted model, not a curated record. Gene Ontology annotation, molecular function: protein binding. Lineage: Eukaryota; Metazoa; Chordata; Actinopteri; Perciformes; Liparidae. Gene Ontology annotation, cellular component: cytoplasm. Bases 73 to 2907 code for a protein of 944 amino acids. The transcript has 23 exons.